Molecule: messenger RNA, 4238 nt
Organism: Aedes albopictus (Asian tiger mosquito)
Lineage: Eukaryota; Metazoa; Arthropoda; Insecta; Diptera; Culicidae
Gene: DIP-beta
Product: basement membrane-specific heparan sulfate proteoglycan core protein
Exons: 13
Coding region: 1368-3245 (625 amino acids)
Cellular component (GO): neuron projection
Source: RefSeq, a predicted model, not a curated record
UCGGCAGAACCCAACCACUCCAACUAUGCGACGUAUUCUUCGCGAGAUGAUCCAACAACAAAAACACCGGCUUUACACUCUUCAGCUUCCAACGUCAGACCAACACAUUGCUGGCUAAGAUAUUCCGCCUUACAAAUUUCUCCACUCUUUCCAACUUUUUCCGCUAUUAUCAGUUUAUUUUUUGUUCGUUUCCGCGUGCUUGCAGAAUGAAAUGGGCUGAUCAUGCGCACAUUCGCCUUUCUGGAGGAGAGCUUCCUGCCCUGCAUGGGGGACAUUCAUUUGGGAGUCUACGAAACAAGCGAUGAACCUCUCCCCGGAAUGCAACUCCGAAUGUGGUGUUCGGUUGGGAACUCAGUGAACCCGCCGGUCACGUUCGGUCACAGUUCGCGGAUGGCACACAUAUCGCGCGAAGGAUUAGGAGUGCAAAAUGUUUGGAAUUUGCAAUCAUUUGCAGUACUUCAUCAGCUGUACCGUCGGUCGGAUGUGCAAAACCAUAACGGAAUAUACGCGGAUGUUGGCUUAACUCUCAAAUGAGGUACUUUUGGUGCAGCUCCAGAGAGAACUGCUGCAGCAGCAGGCCUCAUCAGAUCAGCCUACUCGGUGAUUGGAGAUCGAAGUGAAAGUGAUACAUUUGUGGACCCCCCAUGUGAAGCCCUGGCUAAGGUUGGUAGGCCCACCUCGGUGCACUCGACAGGCGACAAUCAACAUGAGAUGUGCAACCAAAUUUUAAUUGCUCUCAAUUAAUGUGUUAAUCUACUACUGAUUGAUUGAGUACAGCGGAGUGGCAUUUUAUUGGUUUGUUUGCUUGUGUGUCAAGUGUAUGUGUGCUUUUUUGCGCUGUUUCACAAGUGAAGAGUGAUAAAUCAUUUUACUGUUCGUGCUGUUUCUCACGUUCCGGAGUGCGGCGAAGGGGGUACGUGAAAGUGCAAAGUACAUAAUCAAGCAGAUCAAACGCGCGGAAUUCGAUUUCACGAAUCAGAAACGAGUAUUUAAACGGUGUUGUGAUUUUUGCUCAGUCCAGGCGUUUUGCGGUCGGAGAAACAAUACUGCUGGAUAUUGGUGUCAGUGUGCUGCUUCUGAGAAAAUUACUCCGCAUUUUCCGGUUCAUCUGGUUGCGGGAUUCAUCGUUGGAAUAUAAUACCGUGCCAAGCUUGCUAUUACUUGAUAUCCCGUUUCAGAUGGCAACACUCACUCCAACCUUUUAGAGGUCCUCUUCUCGUGCAGCAGGACUAACAGCAGCCAGCCAAGAGCUCCAGCUAUGUCAACAUAAAAAUAUUGCAUUCCACAUUCCAGUGCCGUGCUCUCCGAACUGAACCUGGGGCUGGGCUGGGAAAGCAAAAAUGUAAAAUAAUGCAAAAACAGUCAAGAUGACGAUAAAACUUCACGAGUGCAAACAUAAACAUCAUCAUAAACAUCAUCGCAGCAGUGACGGUGGCGGUCGUAGAACUAAUUCCAUUCGCGACAAAGUGAAUUGCGAAGUGUUGUUGAGAGCGAUUCCGGAAGAUGUCGGGAAUAGUGCAAAUUGUCAGAAUGGCGAGUUAGCAGAAUGUGACUAUUCCCGCGUUCAGAGGCAGAGCGAUGACGGUGAUGAAUGCCGUUCGGCUUGUGCCGGUUACCGCCAGAAUGUGGCCCGGAACUUUGCAGUAACGGCCGGGGAAGAUCUACAGCGUUGCGGCACACGCGUUGGCAAUGACUAUCAUCGGGAUUGGUCACAGCAGCCCGCAACGGAACAGUACCACCUCGACCAUCAGUACGAUAACAUCCGACCUAGCCAUCCGAAUAGUUUUAGUUUUAAUUUUUGCAAUCACACCUUUCUGCGGAAUAUAUCUGUACUGUAUAUAGCACUAGUGUUAGUAGUAACAAAUGCGGUGGCAGCAUUCGAGCCCGAUUUUGUAUACCCACUGGAAAACGUUACGGUAGCAAAAGGGCGUGACGCGACGUUCACCUGUGUCGUGAACAACCUCGGUGGUUAUAGGGUGAGUGGGGAUUCAGCUCCUGCUAGGGUGGCCUGGAUCAAAGCGGACGCGAAAGCGAUCCUCGCAAUCCACGAGCACGUGAUCACCAACAACGGGCGGUUGUCGGUUACGCACAAUGACUACAACACCUGGACCCUGGUGAUACGGAACGUCAAGAUGGAGGACCGAGGGGUGUACAUGUGCCAGGUCAACACCGACCCGAUGAAAAUGCAGACUGCAUUUCUGGAAGUGGUGAUCCCACCGGACAUAGUCUACGAGGAAACUUCAGGCGACAUGAUGGUCCCGGAAGGUGGCUCUGCCAAAUUGGUCUGCAAGGCUCGGGGCUACCCGAAACCGAAGAUCAUCUGGCGCCGGGAGGACGGCCGGGAAAUAAUCGCACGUAAUGGCACCCACGGGAAGAUGAAAGCCACGGUCGUGGAAGGUGAGAUGCUAUCACUUACCAAGGUGACACGCUCGGAGAUGGGUGCGUACAUGUGCAUCGCGUCCAACGGUGUCCCUCCGUCGGUGAGCAAACGGAUGAAGCUCCAAGUACAUUUUCAUCCCCUGAUACAAGUGCCGAAUCAACUUGUUGGUGCUCCACUGGGAACCGAUGUCACACUCAUCUGUAAUGUGGAGGCGUCCCCCAAGGCAAUCAACUACUGGCAGCGUGAAAUCGGCGAGAUGAUAAUCUCCAACGAGCGCUACUCGAUGACCGAAAACGAAAGCUCGAUGUACGCGGUGCAGAUGACGCUUGUGAUCCAGAAGCUACACAAAGCGGACAUGGGCGGUUACAAGUGCAUAUCGAAGAACAGCAUCGGGGACGCCGAAGGGACGAUCCGGUUGUACGAAAUGGAGCUCCAGAAAAAGACUAAAUCAGCACAUAGACUGAAUAGCGUCGAAGAUACCUCUGUAAAUGAUGAAAUCAACUCAACGCCCAACAUUGACCAACCCGAGGAGAAUAAUAAAAUCCACAAAAACGGCCGACUGUACAAGGGUCUGCAGAGCAGUGAGCACAACGUGAUGAGCUCAGGAGCAGUCGGCAGCAGCAGUAGUAGUCAUCAACUCUUCCAUCCGUUCCAUCUGCACCAUCGGCCCCAUCAAUCAUCCGGCGGAUGGUCCGGCGGGGCAAAGCUGUUAAUUGUCCUGCUGGUGCACCUACGCCAACUGCUGAUCCGGCUGGUGAGGCUAGCGUUCCGUACGGUGCACACUGGCUCGUGCUGUUGCAGGAUAAUCUUCCGAAGUUGGACGGGCGGUGGCUCGUCAUCGGUUCUGUUAUACUCGUCGUUGUGAUUUUUGCUGUUACUUCUGCUGAUAGGUGUGCAUUCGAGCGUUGAAUAAAGGCUGCUAGUUGUUGGGAUAAUGUGAAUACUGUAAGCAAGUUCUUCCUUCAAUCAUCUAAAAAAAAUAGUACACUGACAAAUUGGCGGACGCUGGGCGAAGUAGUGAAAAGCUGAACGAUAAAAUUCUUCCCUAACAUCACAUUACUCGUCCCUCACCGGCAACUCGGUCUCCAUGAACUCUUUCGCUGAUUGCUUCUUCGUACGGAAACUGACACCCUGAUUAUUAUUAGAGAGAAGAGUGAAGUGCACCAUUUGUCUCUGCAUAUUUGAAGGAGUAAGUGCCAAAAUGAAAUUACUGUAUAAGGUGACAGGCAAAAAAAGGUGAGCCAAUAAAAAACCUCAUCUGGAAAUCAGAUGAGCAAAUCGUAAAACCAUACACACACGAUCAUAAAAGAAGCUAUAUUCAUAUUCAUAACCGAUGCAAAGUCGGAAACAAUAUAUGCGUUAUUUCAAAUGCAAAAAUAUGGAAGGGAAUGGAGAAAAAGUAAAAGUUUUAUUAUGAAUAAAAAAAAUGUGGCGCUUAUUGUUACGUCGAGGAAAGAUAGCGAUUAUGAUAUGGAACGGUAUAUCGUCUGAAAAAAAAAUCAAAAGGACGGAAAGCACACUACGCUAUAUACAUAACGGUAGAUAAAACAAUAUUCAUAAAACACGAUCACUUUAGCCAAUUAACAGAAGGUACAGCCAGAAAGAUGGAACAAAGGAAGAUACAUUAUAAAAAGCAUUUUAUGAUACAACUAGUAAUAAUAACAAAUGUGGUGCAAACAGUAUGUCGGUUGCUGAAGCUAGAUAAAGGCACUGUGGAAUAUGAGAAUGCUAUAGGAAAUGUAAUGAAAUAUUGUAACUCCCUUGCGGGUACUCAGAGUGUGUAAAUAUGAGUAACAAUAUUGAUGAUAGUAAUAAAGACAAGUAAUGAAAUAAAGGUAAUACAAACUAUGAAACAAUA